This is a messenger RNA of Emericellopsis atlantica, 1305 nucleotides long. RefSeq lists its product as uncharacterized. The record is from RefSeq and is a predicted model, not a curated record. The coding region runs from base 1 to 1305 and encodes 434 amino acids. NCBI's taxonomy places the organism in Eukaryota, Fungi, Ascomycota, Sordariomycetes, Hypocreales, Bionectriaceae. The transcript is spliced from 4 exons. Gene Ontology annotation, cellular component: Cul4-RING E3 ubiquitin ligase complex.
AUGCCCAUGCAAAUACCAGGGUACUACUUUGAUCCCGAGAAGAAGAAAUACUUCAAGAUUGAGAAGAACCACACGGCGCCCAGCUCCGUGGCAUGGUCGACUGACGCCGUCAAGCGCCGCAAGACGCAAGACCAGAUCUCCAAGGCGGCCAGGAAGCGCACCCACGAGACGAGGCGGAAUGUGCAGCGAUGUCCGUACUUUGAGAAUCCCCUCUACGGCGUGUUCGAGAGGGAGCUGAGUGGGCCGCAUGGAUUUAGGGCAAGAGACGUGCGCCCGGGGAUAUGGGCUCGUGGGUUGCUCCCAGCUAGGAAGACGACGUUUGGCCGCGAGCGAGGGGAUGGCGCAGGCGUGGAGUCCUUUUGCGUUGCUGGGUCUGCGGGGAAGAGAGUGCUUUAUGCAUCAACCUUGGAGACGGAGCUUGCGGCCGUGCGUGUCGAUGAACGGCAUCAAGCAAGGUUACAACGAGAACAAGUCCCGACGCCGGGCGUGUCCAAGGUUCGAUAUCACGAGGCCUCGGGGCGGAUGCUGGUCGCCCCGGCGAUGGGGAUGGAUCAGUGCUCGCUGACGACGUUUGUGCCGUCGAGAGAUGCCAGGGGGAGCUGGUUGCCAGGGGAGACGCCUUCGUACCAGCAGCUCUCGAUGCGGCAUCGAGUGUUGAGCGAGUGGUGCACCAAUGCUUUGAUGCCCUCGUCCCUAGACGGCACGCUUGCCUUCCUCGGCACAAACCAAGGCGUCGUACAGGUUUCCGUGCAAGACAGCAUGCGCAUCCUGUCAGGUAAAGAAGGAGAGCAGGUGUCACCCAAAGACGUGUACGCCCUGGACGCCCAGAAAGACAGACCGAACAUUGUGUUCGCUGGCGGACGCAAGGCCAAGCUGUGGAUGACGGACCUGCGCGAGGGCGGCUGGCAGGCUAUACGGAUACCCAGUGCGGUGGCCAAGGUACGCAGCCUGAACGAGCAUCAAGUCCUAGUGUCGGGGCUCAAGUCCACCCUAGCGGUGUAUGACCUUCGCUUCAGCAGGCGAGACUGGCCGCUGGUGCGGAUGGAGGACUUUAGGAACGAGGUGCACCUGGACGUGGGCAUGGACGUCUCGACGGAGCUGGGCGUCGUCGCUGCGUCGCAUGGUGCGGGUCUGGGACUGUACUCGUUGGACAGCGGCAAGAGAGUCAAGUGUCCUGCGCUCGACAGCGUGACUCUACGCGCGAAAGAGAUUGCGUUUCACGACGAUGAGCUCUGGUUUGGGAUGGGUAUGGCUGUUCGGUCCUACACGUACAAUAGUCUUAGCGGGCCUGAGAACGAAGCUUAA